Molecule: messenger RNA, 776 nt
Organism: Pleuronectes platessa (European plaice)
Lineage: Eukaryota; Metazoa; Chordata; Actinopteri; Pleuronectiformes; Pleuronectidae
Gene: nupr1b
Product: nuclear protein 1b
Exons: 3
Coding region: 16-465 (149 amino acids)
Biological process (GO): negative regulation of cell population proliferation; regulation of transcription by RNA polymerase II; negative regulation of cell cycle
Cellular component (GO): nucleus
Source: RefSeq, a predicted model, not a curated record
GGAGAAGAGGAACAUAUGAGUGUUUAUGAAAGGAGGAGUGAGUGUGGAGGAGGAGCAAAAUGUUCCUGUUAUAAAAACUCAGAGAACAGAGGAGAAAAUAGAUCCUGUUGUUGUUCUGCUCUGAAGAAGAAGAAGAAGACGAAGAAGAAGAAGAAGAAGAAGAAGAAGAAGAAGAAGAAGAAGAAGAAGAAGAAGAAACUUCUGCAGCUUUUAUCAAACAGUGUUUUUUCUCAGACAAACAUGAGUCACGUGGACGUGAAGAACAUGAAACCCUCCACCUUUGAAGACGAGCAUUAUGAUGAAUAUGAAUAUUAUAAUCUGACAGAUAAAUACUCAGAGGGCUCGGCUCGUAAGGGUCGAACCAAGAAGGAGGCCAGUGACAACACCAACCGACCGAACCCUUCAGGACACGAGAGGAAGAUCGUCGAGAAGCUGCAGAACAGUGAGAAGAAAACCAAAGAGUGAACUCUGAGGAAACUCCGCCUCUUUAUCCCGGACACUGACCUCGGUUUCCCUGAAGACAGAACGAGACGUGUGAUUGGCUGGAGCGUGUUGUGGUUGUGAAGAGGAGCCCGCACAUCCAGAUGUUCCAGCUGCAGAGAUCCUUUCCCCCAGGGGGCGCUGCGGCUCCUCGGCCUGAAGGGGCUGGAGAGCGCUCACCUGUGGUGGCGUGCACGUGGGCCGUGCACUGUGUUUGUGGUGGGAGGAGUUUGGUGAUUUCAAUGUGUUCAUUGAUUUACAAAACGUUUCCUUUCUAUUAAAAACAUUUGAAGUGA